AGGGACCUAUGGCAUUCUGUAAUAACUGAUUAACCAUUUAUUAAAACAUCUAUUCAUAAUUUAUAAACCCUUUACAAACUCUUUGUAAAUAUACCCUUUAUAUAAAGUGUGACCAAGAACACACUGAAUUUACUUUUUGAUAUUUUAAAUAUCACCACGCUAAAGUGCCUGCUUUGUUGUUCUCAUCCAUACAACCUUGUUUUUAAACUCAUUUUUCAGGCAAACCCAAGGUGUAUCAAGGUGUUCGAGUAAAGAUUACCGUGAAAGAGUUAUUGCAGCAGAGGAGGGCACGACAAGCAGCAACUGAUGCCACUGUUUCCCGAGGCAGCAGCAGUGUCCAGUUUCCAGAAUCUGUUUCUCCUCCCUGCACAGCCACGGCAGUUUCCAAAUUGCAUUUCCUGUGAAGAAAACCCAAGUUAUUUGGAGCAACUGGUUGAUACCUAUCUUCAGACAGAGCCGCCUAUGGACCCAUCCCUGAGUGCUCUACAGACUUCUACCCACUAUAACCCAGACACCUUCCUGUCAACCCCUCUCUGCUUUAACCAGAGCCUGGUUCCUGGAUCUCCUGCCUCGUCUGACCUGUCCAGCCCAUUAGACUAUAGCUACUCCCCACCUCAACUGCCUCCUUUUGCUCCACUGAACAUCAGCCCUCUUUGUCCUCUAGACACCACGAACUACGGCUAUCCUCUCGAGGAGUGCUCCCAUCCGCAGUACAGCUGCUCCCCCUCUGCCUGUUAUUGCUCAUCCUGUGCCUCAGAGCACUUGGAUACAUUCAGAGUAUCAGAGUAUUUCCCUUAUCCAAGUGCAGACUGUAUGGACUAUCCUGGCACCAUGACAAUGGCAGAUGACUUCUUUAGAAGGGAUAGAAACUACGACAUCUGCUACAGUUAA
This is a messenger RNA of Chelonia mydas (Green sea turtle), 891 nucleotides long. It is a transcript of the gene POU2AF3, whose product is annotated as colorectal cancer associated 2. NCBI's taxonomy places the organism in Eukaryota, Metazoa, Chordata, Testudines, Cheloniidae. The transcript has 4 exons. Gene Ontology annotation, cellular component: cytoplasm. Bases 307 to 891 code for a protein of 194 amino acids. The record is from RefSeq and is a predicted model, not a curated record.